AAGCGUUCACGCGGCCAACAAGGAAAUGAAUUAUUUGUUUGGAAAUUCAGUCAACACCGCAGCGGGAUUUUAUUCACAUUGAGGCGAAGUUGGAAUAAUAUUAGACGUGUUGUGCAGAGACGCACCAACACCCCUGGGGGUGUUAAAACUACCUUAACUGCGCUGCGCACGCUUCUAUCAAUAAGCACACUGCAGCGUUGAAGCGCAAAGUGAGACGGCGGCGGCGGACUCUCCGAAAAGCGUAAAUUUACAAGGUUGUAUUCCGAAGGUGAACCUGAGCAGACAGUGAGAGCCCCAACCGACAAGGGAAGAAUUGGCGCGCCGGUGCGAAUGUAUUCAACCCUGGACGGUCUGUUCCAACAGACGCCGUCUUCAGAGUGAGGGGCUUGCAUUGUGGCUGGUGGGGAAAGAAAGUUACCGCCCAUUGGCUAUCGGACUUUUUUGUUCUGUUGAGACAGACCAACGCUGGGCACUGACCUUAGUGCAUUCUACAUUAGCUUGCUCUCACUGGCUGGCUUGACAGCAACCUGCAGCCGUUUUGGAUCAAUUUUGGAUUAACUGUAUGAAGACUGAGCUCGCCCGCACACAGAAAUCGUCUCAUAGACUUUUUGCUGAGGGUAGGACCUGUCUCGCCAGUUGGACAUAGGCAUACUCCGAAGAGAUCAUUUAAAGACUCAUCAAUUCCAUUUUUAUAAUUAACGCUUGCCUUCAAUUGGCAUCCCAAAAGAAGUGGCAACAGCUGAAGACGUCCUGAAAGUGAAAAUGGGCUGGGCCGCCUAGCGAGCUCUGUCUCUCUCUUUGUAGGGGCAUAAGAUUUUGUGUGUGGGAAAGAGGAGAGAUUUCUGAAGGUGAUAGCGGUGUGGAGCAUCACCCGUGGUGGCUCUCGCCUUUUGCACCCGGAGAUCUCGGAGCGGUCACGGCUGGUUUGGUUCCUCUGCGGGGACAGAGGAGUCAGUGUAGUGGACGCUUUGGAUUACAGCACGAGCGUGUAUUUUACCUCACGAUUCAGACCUGCUAACUGUACUUGCCUGGAGUUAGCUAAUUUUCUCUUCGCGUAGGCUCAUACCCUAUCCUACGGACAUUACGAAACCUACAUCGUGGGUUGAAACACAGCCAGAAAAAAAUAUUUAUUUGAUGACUGUGGGGAACACCGAGGCCGUGUUGUAGCUCGGCUGUUGGAUGUACCAGGAUUUUUUGAGGCAACUAACGCGUUUUUGAACGAGAGAUUCUUUUCUGUUUUGGGGAUAUUUUGUCCAAAAGGUCUUUUGGGGAAAAAGCCUUCAUAUAGCACACAGGUGUUCCCCAACUGUAUCCCCUCCCGGAGGUUAUACAGGGCUCUCAGUUUUUUUAAGUUUGGCAGCUGACUGCUGAAGAAGGAUAGCCUCCAAACUCGACUGACAAUCGGCGAAGGAGUGAGUGGAAUAAGGAUGGGCUUUCAAGCGCUGAUCAUAGCCUGUUCGCUUAUUGUGGGCCUAACCCCUGUCUGGGCCAAGCGUGUGGUAACGGUGCAAGGAGGGCCCCUGGUCCGCACGGAGGGCUCCCACGCCACCAUCUGGUGCAACGUGACGGGAUACCGGGAGGGCGUGGAGCAGGACUUCGAGUGGUCCAUGUACCUGCCGUCGGCGCCGGACCGCGAGAUCCGCAUCGUCAGCACGGCGCAACCCAACUAUGCCUACGCCAUCUUUGCGCAGCGCGUCAACGCUAAGGAGAUCUGGGUGGAGCGGCUGAGCGGGGACUCUGCACUGCUGCACAUCGCCAAGCUGGAGGCGCGCGACCAGGGCCUGUUCGAAUGCUACACGCCCAACACGGAUGGCCAGUUCCUGGGGAGUUACAGCGCACGCACCAACCUCACCGUGAUCCCCGACACCCUGUCCGUGUCCUCCGCUGCCCAGACCCUAUCCAAGGUGGAGGGCGAGACGCUCCAGCUCACCUGUGAGGUCAGCCGCUCCACCUCCCAACACACUCACCUGGCCGUGGGCUGGUACCUGCGUCCCGCUGACGACCCAGCUGACACAGCGCCCCGUGACAUCGUCACCCUCUCCCGGGACUUUGUGCUGCGACCCGGCAGCCCGUACCGUCAGAGGCUCUCCUCGGGUGACCUGAGGCUGGAUAAGACGGGCGCUAACACAUACAGGCUGACCAUCUACAAGCUGCAGCCUGCUGACCAGGGUGCCUUCUACUGCGAGGCCUCAGAGUGGAUCCAGGACCCGGACAAGUCGUGGUACGCCAUCAGCCGCAAGCAGUCCGACAAGACGUCUGUACGCGUGCAGCCCACCGACCGUGACUUCAGCAUCCAGGUGACCACGGAGCGUCGGGCCUACACGGCGGGCGAGCCGCUGGAGCUGCGCUGCACCAUCGAGGCCCAGCGUGUGCCGGAGCGUUUCUUCUCGGUGUCGUGGGUCUUCAGCAGCUCGCCCGUGGCCGUGGUGGGGCCCGACGCCGUGCCCACGCUGGGCGCCGGCUACGCCGAGCGCGAGGCCCUGGGCCAGCUGACCGUGCGCAAGGAGAGCGCCAACGUGCACCUGCUCAAGCUGCAGCGCCUCCUGGCGGCCGACGCCGGGAAGUACAUCUGCAGGGUGACCGAGCGGGAGAAGACGCUCACGGGGGAUUUCAUCGACCGGAGUAAGCGCUCGCGCAACGUGCAGAUCUCUGUCACCGAACUACAGAGCAACAUCACAGCCUCACUCUCCAGCAACUCCACCUUUGACGAGGGAGAUCCCAUCAUCCUGACCUGCUCUGUGCAGAACAUCUGGGGCAGCCUCUCCGUCUCCUGGCAGUUGAUCCCUCCACCAUCCACCACAUCUACCCCCACCACCGAGGGAGAGGAGUCAUCUUCCUCCCCAGCAUCGGAGCCCGUAGAGUUGGCCAGUGUGGGGAGGGAUGGCACGGUGCGUCUGGGUCCCACCUACCUGGAGCGGGGCAGCUACGGUGAGGUGCGGGCCACAAGAGAGCGUCUGGACACCUACACGCUGGCGCUGUACAAUGCCUACCCGAGUGACGCGGGUCAGUACCGCUGCACGGUGACGGAGUGGAUUCGCACGGGGCCUGAGCCCAACAGCACCUGGCAGAGUCUUGGGGACAAAAUGGCCGCCAAGAACAUCACCGUCAAGAGUGUUGAAUCUUCUUUCUUCGUGUCGGCCUCAUCCCGUACGCCCAGCGUGACCUUCGGCGACUCCUUUGACCUUCAGUGCAUCGUCAAACCGCGCCACAACCCCAGCGUCCCUGCCACCGUCACCUGGCGCUUCCAGCCCGCCAACGCCCGCUCCGCCCCCCGCGACAUCGUCACCUUCACCCGGGCGGGGACCCUCCGCUGGGGGGAGAAGCCGCCGGGCCUGGGCACCCGCACCACCGUGGACCGCUCGGAGACCAACACUAACUUCCGCCUGAGCGUGACACGGGCGGGGAGGAAGGAGGCGGGCACGUAUCACUGUGCUGCCACGCUGUACAGGAGGAACUAUGACGGCACCUGGGCGGAGGUGGCCAACAGGACGUCUAACCUGCUGGGGAUCAGUGUGCUGCAGCCGGUGAGUAAGCUGCGAGUACAGCGGACCAACCAGAGUGUGCAGGUGCUGGAGGACAGCCGUGUGCGCCUCAACUGCUCCGUGGCCGCUCAGACGGCGCCGGACUCCCAACUGGCCGUGCUGUGGUACGCACGUCGCGCCCGCACCGCGGAGCUCGAACCCCCGGCCGCCGCACCUGCCCUACCCGAGGGACCGUCCCCUGGAGGCCUGGAGCCGAGCACUGGGGUCGCGGGGGUCAUCAACGGGGUCAAUGGGGUCAAUGGUGUGGCUAAUGGGGUCGGCGUCGGCGUGGGCGACCCAGACGAGCUCCUACUCCGCAUCGAGCGUUCCGGUGCCUUCGAGUAUGGCGCCUAUGCCGAGGAGGAGCGCCUGCGCAGCCGGCUGCAGGCUGAGAGGCCGUCGCCGCGGCAACACAGCCUGACGCUGCACCGCACCGAGACCAGCGACUCGGCCACGUACUACUGCCUGGUGGAGGAGUGGAUGACCGACCCGGACGGGGCCUGGUACCGCGUGGCCAGGGAGGCGUCAGGGUUCACACACCUGCUGGUCAAGAGACCGGAGGCCCGUUUGCAGGUGGAAGAGGCUGAGACGAACGUGACGGUACCUGAGACCGGCUCCAUCCGGCUGGGCUGCAGCAUCCCCACGCAGUCCUCGCGCGACUCCCGCUUCUCCGUCUCCUGGUACGUCAUCCGCCCUGACGACGCCGCCUCCUUGACCUCCGCCGCGACCUCGACGGACCACGAGUGCGUCUUCUCCAUCGGCCACGACGCCGUCUUUGGCAACGGCAACUGCAGCCCCGCAGAGCCGCCGGGCGGGCCCGAGUCGCGGCUGCAGUUCGAGCGCACGACCUCCGACCUCUACACACUGACGCUGCAGCGGGCGCGACCGGGCGACGCGGGCGGGUAUUACUGCCACGUGGAGGAGUGGCUGCUCAACCCCAGAGGGGCCUGGUACCGCCUGGCUACCAACAACUCGGACGUCACCAUCGUCAACAUACAGCAGAAAGCCUCCAGUCUGCAGUCCGUGGUGUGCUCCAACGACUCCCUCUUCUACUUUGUCUUCUUCUACCCGUUCCCCAUCUUUGGCAUCCUGCUCAUCGCCGUGCUGCUGGUCCGCUACCGGAGCCGCAGCCACAGCAAGAGCCAGGAGGGCAAGAACGGCGCCCCCUUGCUGUGGAUCAAGGAGCCGCACCUCAGCUACUCGCCCACCUGCCUGGACCCCCCGGCCUUGAGCCUUCACCCAGGCUCAGUGGAGUAAAGCCACGACCACCUGCCUACUCGACGCUACGCUAGCAUUCGCUAAGCUAGUCUACUGUACCUUGCCCUGGAUGAGGGGAUGAUUGUGCCCCUCUAUCUGUCCUCUCUCUCUUUCUCUCUCUCUCUUACCUCUUCCCUCUUUUUCUGGAUCCUUUUCUCUGAAUAUCUCAUGUGUCUUUCGCUCUGAAUAUCCUCCUCUUUCUCUAUCUACUUUCUACUUUCACCCUUUGCUAACCCAGAGAUUGUUUGGUCACAUUUUCUCUGUGGCUCCCACUUACCUCUCUGCUGUUCUCUUGCUUUUUCUCUUUUGUUUUCUCUCAUUCUGUCUUUCUCUAUUUCUUUCCCUCCCCCUCUCUCGCUCUCUCUCUCUCUCUCUCUCUCUAACUCUCUCUCUCAGCUUGUCUCAUGAUGACAUACCCCCUCACAGGAGUCUGUCUCUCUCUCCUUCUCUCUGUAUUUCUCGUCGCUCCUGUGAGCUUUCGUCGCCGCGCCCCGGUCCAGGCCUGCUAUCACUCGCUCUCACUCCCCACCCCACGUUCAACAGUUGUUGAGUAGUCCGUCCAACUUUUUAACAAACAACAAUAAUGGCAAAUGACCACAAACACAUAGACAGAUAUGUUCGCCAUCCUUCAGGCUGUCGCCAUGGCUACAUCUGCUGCUGAGGUGAUAUGAUGCGAAGCGGUCAUCAGACGAGACGUGGUUGGUUGGUUGAAUCCAUCAUGUGUUGUUUUGAUACUUCAUUCUUUUUUUGUCCACAUACGCCCAGUCACGGUUGGUUUCUUCAAAGCCAGAUGGUGGCCUACUGGAUUUAGGUGGACAAUCAAUCAGGCCAUUUUUGGGAGGACGUUUCUCUCCUGGACGGACAUGGACUGGUGCCGUCAUCAGUGUCCUUAUCUCACUGCCUUUUAUCUUCUUAUUUUUGUCUUCAACCACAAUUCACUGCAAGAGAUUAGCCCCACAUUAGCGCCAUCAUUUCUGAAGACGUUGCUUGUUUGUUCAUUGGUUAAAAUAUCUUUGUUCAAGGUGUUUCAAAAUCCGGUUGACUAGCUAAGGUCUCCUUGAAGAGGACGGCCAGGCUGAAGAUGGACUUAGAAGCAGAGAAAACACUGAACAGAAAGGCGAAAGAACUCAACAUACAAGAAUACUGAUGGUGAUCUCCAGCCUUCUCUCUCACACAUUCUCUGCUCACAUUCGUCCACAACGUUCAAAACAUCUGUGGCAUCUGAAGCUGGCAUUGGUGUCUGCCGCAUUCCUGUUCCCAGACAUGGAUCUGUUUGGACUGAUAUGAUGGCAACUAAGGAGUCUUUAUACCCAUAUAUACACAUCACACACACACACACACACACACACACACACACACACACACACACACACACACACACACACACACACACACACACACACACACACACACACACACACACACAGACACACGCGCACGCACACACACACACACACACUACACUAUCAAGCUCCUGCACAUUCUAAGCGGCUCCUGUAUCCUGCCAAAGAGCCAUGCACACACACACACACACACACACACACACACACACGCCCAUACACACACUUUGCCAAACUCUUUCUGCGGUGCUGAAACAUGGGAGGACAUGAGUGGACACAUGUGGAGAGGGGUGGCGAGACAGACAUGGCUGAUUAGUUACGGCUCUGUUGUGUUUGUGUGUUCAUGUAUUCGGGCCAACUCUGUAAGGGACGCUGAUAAGGAUGUAUGCCACUGUCCAGGUGUUUCUCCUGCCAGUUUGCAGACUGAUCUGUGUAUGAUACGCUUAAUCCGAUUUGUGUGUGUGUGCGCGUGUGUGCGUGUGUGCGUGUG
Engraulis encrasicolus (European anchovy) is the source of this 6608-nucleotide messenger RNA. It is a transcript of the gene igsf3, whose product is annotated as immunoglobulin superfamily, member 3. The transcript has 11 exons. The record is from RefSeq and is a predicted model, not a curated record. Gene Ontology annotation, cellular component: membrane. Lineage: Eukaryota; Metazoa; Chordata; Actinopteri; Clupeiformes; Engraulidae. The coding region runs from base 1428 to 4778 and encodes 1116 amino acids.